AUGAGCCCCGGGGGCACGGGCUGCUUCUCCGGGCUGCUGCUGACCGUCGGCUGGCUGCUCCUGGCGGGCCUCCGGUCCGCGUGCGGGGCAAACGUCACCGCCGUCCAGGAUAGCGGCCUGGCCCACGAGGGCGAGGGCGAGAGCGAGGGCGAGAACGACGAGGAGGCCGAAAACGACGGCGAGGCGGAGAACGACAGCCGGGCAGAGGUCGAGGAGGACGUUUCAAAUAGGACAGUAGUCAAAGAAGUAGAAUUCGGGAUGUGCACUGUUACGUGUGGUGUUGGUAUGAGAGAAGUUAUAUUAACAAAUGGAUGCCCUGGAGGUGAAACCAAGUGUAUUGUGCGGGUAGAAGAAUGCCGUGGACCAGUAGACUGCGGCUGGGGUAAACCAAUUUCAGAAAGUCUUGGAAGUGUUAGACUGGCAUGUAUUCAUAUAUCUCCUGUAAAUCGUUUCAAAUAUAUGUGGAAACUUCUAAGGCCAGACCAGCAAGCCAUUAUCCUUGCAAAUGAUUCAGCAAUCCUAGAAGUACAAAGGGAAGCUCAUCCCUUGGCUUUCGAGUGUGACACCUUGGAUAAUAAUGAACUAGUAGCAACUGUAAAAUUCACAGUCUAUACGAUAAAUGAAUUGCAGGUAAGAAGAUCAAGCCGACCAGACACUGAUCCAGUACUAGUUUUUGUGCUGACCAUAGGAGUCGUUACCUGUGUAUUUGUGAUCUUUGUAUUGAUCUUCAUAAUUGUAAAUUGGGCAGCGGUCAAGGCUUUCUGGGGGGCGAGAGCCUCCACAACUGAGAUACAAUCUGAGCUGAGUUCUGUGAGAUAUAAAGAUUCAACUUCUCUUGACCAAACACCAACAGGAAUACCUGUAAAUGAAGACGAGGAUGCUUUAAGUGAAUGGAAUGAAUGA
Messenger RNA from Propithecus coquereli (Coquerel's sifaka), 903 nucleotides. RefSeq names its product sperm acrosome associated 1 (gene SPACA1). Gene Ontology annotation, biological process: acrosome assembly. The coding region runs from base 1 to 903 and encodes 300 amino acids. Gene Ontology annotation, cellular component: acrosomal membrane. Lineage: Eukaryota; Metazoa; Chordata; Mammalia; Primates; Indriidae. The record is from RefSeq and is a predicted model, not a curated record. The transcript has 7 exons.